Molecule: messenger RNA, 429 nt
Organism: Miscanthus lutarioriparius
Lineage: Eukaryota; Viridiplantae; Streptophyta; Magnoliopsida; Poales; Poaceae
Source: the annotation of a GenBank genome assembly
AUGCAGAACAUGAUGGAUGGGCACCAUCAGCUCGCUAUGAUGCAGCAGCAGCAUCAGAACCACAGCCACCAGCAGCAGCACCCGCCGCAAGCAGCCACGAGUCAGAGCGAUGCACGCGGCCCACGCCACGACGAGCUGCUGAUGGAGAGCAAGUCUGCCAGCGACAACAUGGAGGGAGGUGCCGGGUCAGGCUCCGGUGGUGAGGAGCUGCAGGAGGAUCUCAGCCUGCAGCCAGCCCGCAAGAAGCGCUACCACCGCCAUACCCAGCACCAGAUCCAGGAGUACCCGCACCCUGACGACAAGCAGAGAAAGGACUUGAGCCGGGAGCUGGGACUGGAGCCUCUCCAGGUCAAAUUUUGGUUCCAGAACAAGCGUACCCAGAUGAAGGAAGGAAGCGACAUGCUUUGCCGCCGAUUGACGUUCCACUAG